Molecule: messenger RNA, 2154 nt
Organism: Dissoconium aciculare CBS 342.82
Lineage: Eukaryota; Fungi; Ascomycota; Dothideomycetes; Mycosphaerellales; Dissoconiaceae
Product: protein disulfide isomerase
Exons: 1
Coding region: 1-2088 (695 amino acids)
Cellular component (GO): endoplasmic reticulum
Molecular function (GO): protein disulfide isomerase activity
Source: RefSeq, a predicted model, not a curated record
AUGCGCCCUCGCCGAUUCCUCCAGACAUUGUUCUUUUCACUGUUAUCAAUAUCCGCCGGUGCGAUCACUCCUGACUCUGCUACUGAAGAUGGAGCGAUUCCGGGGGGCUCAGAAGAGUACACCACAUUCAAUAAUAAGCGUAUACCACCGGUGACUGGUUUGAAGGGUGCGACCUUUGACCAAGACGUGAAGGACGGAUACUGGCUGGUGGAAUUCUUCAGUCCUUACUGCCAUCACUGCAAAUCAUUUGCGCCGACCUGGCAAACCCUCUAUGAGUUCUAUCAAAGUUCCGAUCCUUUACCGCAAACGCCGGGCUCGGGGGAGAGCCAUAACGACCUCAAUUCGUUUACACGAUUCUACAAUUUCAAAUUCGCGAAAGUCGACUGCGUCGCAGAUGGAGACAUUUGCGCAGCCCAGUCGAUACAAAGCUACCCAUCAAUCGUCCUGUACAAAGAUGGCAAGGUCGUGGACCGAAAGGUGGGUGCGCAGGAGAUGAAAGACAUGGUUGACUGGGUAGAGGCAACACUAGAGACCUCUCGCCCCGGUUCAAGACUUCCUGGGGGCCCAAAGGUCAUCCCCAGACCUGGCGAUAAGGCAGUGAGCGGAUCAGGCGCCGACGUGCUGGGGGCUAACGGACAAGGCGUUUUAUCAACAGCCAAGUCGUCUCUCGUUGGCUCUCGAGUCGGGGUCUCAACUAGCACGAAACCCAAUCCACUGGGUAAGUCCGUGGAAUUGACGCCCGGGACUUUCCAGGAACUUGUCACCGAUACACGGGACCCGUGGUUCGUCAAAUUCUACGCUCCGUGGUGCCAUCAUUGCCAGGAUCUUGCCCCCAAUUGGCAGGGAAUGGCGCGAAAGAUGGAACGACAAUUGAACAUUGGCGAGGUGAACUGUGAGCUGCAUAAGAAAUUGUGCAAGGAUCUCAAAGUUCAGGGCUACCCGACCAUACUGUUCUUCCGCGAGGGAGAGCGCGUCGAAUACGAUGGUCUUCGAGGCUUAGGCGAUCUCAUCAACUACGCAUCGAAAGCUGUGGCGAUCGGGCGGGGCAUAGCUGAUGUUACAGCUUCAUCGUUCGAAGAAUUGGAGAAGAAGGAAGAGGUGGUCUUCCUUUAUUUCUACGACGACGCAACAACGAGCGAGGACCUUGCUGCUCUCGAUCGAAUGGCUUUGAGUCUGAUCUCACACGCCAAAAUUGUCAAGACAACCGAUCCGGCUCUUUUCAAGCGCUUCAAAAUCAGCACGUGGCCACGCCUGCUAGUGAGCAGAGAUGGCAAAGCCACGUACUACCCUCCGAUAUCGCCUCGGGAGAUGCGAGAUGUGAACAGAGUGCUCCACUGGAUGCGAUCGGUCUGGCUCCCAAUCGUUCCUGAACUGACCGCUUCCAACGCGAAGGAGAUCAUGCAUGGCAAGCUGGUUGUUCUUGGCAUAUUGUCCCGAGACAGCCCGGAUUUCGCCGUGUACAAGAAAGAAAUCAAGAACGCUGCUCUGGAGUGGAUUGACAAGCAAUCACAGGCCUUUCAGCUCGAAAGACAGGAGCUCCGUGACGCAAAGCAGCUGCGCAUCGAGGAGGCCGAAGAUCGCAACGACCAGCGCGCUCUCCGCGCGGCCAAAAGCAUUCGCAUCAACAUGGACGACAUCGAACGUAAGGAAGUCGGCUUUGCCUGGGUUGAUGGCCAAUUCUGGGAGCGAUGGGUCAAGACUACUUUUGGCAUUCGAGUUGUCGAGGGCGAAAGGGUCGUCAUCAAUGAUCAGGACAACCAUCGGUACUGGGAGAACACGAUGACCGGCAAUCCAAUCGUGCCAAGCAGAACCAGCAUCAUCGAGACUCUGCCUCGAGUCGUCGCGAAUCCACCUAAGAUACCGUACAAACGGACAAUGACGAUCCUGGGCCAUGUUUGGUGGGUCAUCGAGACUCAGGUCCACGAACACCCGCUAGUCACCGUGUUCUUCACGCUUUUUUUCUUGGUUGGAUUCGCAUUGUGGUCAAGGAAAUACCUGAAGGUUGCUCACGGCGGUUUCGUCAGCCUGGGCGAGAAGAGCGGCAUGGACGGCCUAUUAGGCAACACUGCGGGCGGCAAGGUCGAUUAAACAAUUGAUCGGGUCCCCCAUCGUUGGAGAGCUGUCAUCUUUGCGGGCGUUCAUGUCUUGGGGCGA